This is a messenger RNA of Electrophorus electricus (electric eel), 1801 nucleotides long. RefSeq names its product transcription factor Jun-like. The record is from RefSeq and is a predicted model, not a curated record. Gene Ontology annotation, cellular component: transcription regulator complex. Lineage: Eukaryota; Metazoa; Chordata; Actinopteri; Gymnotiformes; Gymnotidae. Gene Ontology annotation, biological process: regulation of cell population proliferation; regulation of transcription by RNA polymerase II; regulation of cell cycle. Gene Ontology annotation, molecular function: DNA-binding transcription factor activity, RNA polymerase II-specific; transcription factor binding; RNA polymerase II cis-regulatory region sequence-specific DNA binding.
CAAGGCACGGUGCCUCUAAAACUUUGUUUCCACACUGGAAGUGGGAGAUUGUAAAGGAUAUUUGAGGGAACUGCGUCCUCGUAGUACGUGCGAGGAAAAGACAAUCUACGCGCCCUAACCUCGUUACGAUCAGAAAAACGAUAAUCUGUCAGUUUAGUUAACGAGCAAGUUAUGACUGAGACACUUGUCCUGCUUCAGGACUCAGAAGAACUUUCGGAAAAAGUCGUAUUAUCGUCAGACGCAACUUUCCAAAAAGAAAUUGUUGAACGCUAACAAUUUCGACAUUGGCUGCUUUUUGAGUUUAGUUUGCGGAGGACCUCGAAGGUGCGUCCCUGAAAAAAACUUUAGGGCUACGUUGAGAAGCGCAUUGUUCGCGACUUCGUAUGCACACUAAAAUGGAGGCUACGUUUUACGACGAGGCGUUGAACGCUGCCAUCUCUCAGCACGAAAGAGUUGGAGUAAACGGGUACAAAACUUUGAAGCGCAACAUGACACUUAACCUCAACGACCCAACCAAGAACCUAAAGCCCCACAUGCGCACCAAGGCGUGCGAGAUACUGACGUCCCCUGACGUUAAUUUACUCAAACUGGCCUCGCCCGAGCUGGAGCGACUCAUUAUUCAGUCCUGCAAUGGCUUGAUAACCACGACUCCGACACCGACGCAGUUUCUUUGUCCCAAGAAUGUGACGGACGAGCAGGAGGGUUUUGCGGAUGGCUUCGUCAAAGCCCUCGCGGAGUUGCACUACCAGCAGCAGAUGCCCACUGUGAACCCCACCGCAAACGGAGCGACGACUGCCGAAGUGCCACCUGCGUCCGCGGACACGGGCGGCGCACCUUACACCUGCGGCGGGCUCGGCGAGUCUGUUGAGUACACAAACCUCGGCGCCCUGAACCGAGGCUCGAACGCGUACGGUGACGCGGCGUCGUCUUGCAUGGGGUACAGCCCGGUCCCUCUGCAAAACUCCAGAAACGCUAAGCUUCAGUGCGCCGCGCCCCCUCGCCUGCAGGCGUUCAAGGAAGAGGCACAGAGAGUGCCCGACAUUAACGGUGACACUCCGCCGCUGUCACCGAUUGACAUGGAAAACCAGGAGAGGAUCAAGGCUGAAAGGAAGCGGAUGAGGAACCGAGUGGCAGCCUCCAAGUGCCGAAAGAGGAAGCUGGAAAGGCUCGCGAGGCUUGAGGAGAAAGUUAAAAGUUUGAAAAGUCAAAACACCGAACUGUGCACCGCCGCCAACGUGCUGCGGGACGAGGUCGCGCAGCUGAAGCAGAAGGUUAUGGAUCACGUCAACAGCGGCUGCCGUCUGAUUCUGACGCAGCAGAUGCAGGCUUUCCGAGGGGCCCUGCCGUAAACAUUUACGGACAAAAUGUUUUCUAUUUAACAAAACGAAAAGGUUUUUCAUCUGAUUCAGUUGUGUAUUUUACCCUUACCCUGUUUAGGGGCGCUAAUGAUUUGUUCUAGACAAUGCUAUGUUAACGCAUGGGACAGGGUCACUUUCCACUUGUUUUGGUUAAUGUAUAUAGUUUUCACCGAAUUCUUAUCACAUGUUAAUAAAGUGCUAUAUAGUGCUGACCUUCAGAUAUUCAAGUCUGUCACAUUGUAUUGUUUUAUAUUGAUAACAUAGUAAAACUAUUUUAUAUGUGAAAGAAAUUUAAACCUCGUCGUUUCUUUGACAUACUGUACAACGAUGAAAUCCGGAUUCUCAACAUGGAAAAGAAAUUGUAAUAUUUUGAAGUUUAGACAUACUUUGGAUGUUUGUUAAUUCCCCCCUCGCCAAAAAAAAAACCUUUAAGUAUUGGUCAA